UUGAUCAUGAUCUGUCAUCACUGUUUGUUGGAUGCGCUCGGUUCUUGGGUAGUUUGGAACGCCAUAACAAAAUGGAUCUUUUUGUAAUCGAUUUGGCCGGGGACAGUACGGCAAAUGGAGGUUCAAAUACUGCAUCAGUUGCCCGAUUACCGGAAACAUUCGUUAGCACAUUCGAUGGUACUACACUCUGUGGGGAAGUUGGUACGGCAGCAACGAAAGAAAGAGACCAAGACGAUUAUGCAGGGCUCCCUUCACCCGGUCAUUGUAUUUUUAAAAUACUGAAUGAAGAUGAUAACGACGAAUUAGACCGUAUGUCGUGGAAGGGACAGCAUGAGAACAGGGAAAAGUCUCCGGCAGCUGCUGCCCAACCAAGUACCUCUUCGAGGGCUAAAACAAUGCUUCGUGACUUUGAUUUAUUUCGUACAGACGUCGUGCAACAUCUAAAAGGAGCUGUUUUAACACCGAACAUUGAGAAGAAAGAGGAUAUAGCGCACUUAGCUCUGUCGAACAAAGCUCUCAGGAAGCUGAACAAGCUGGAGCGUAAAAAAACAAAAGGCAAAAAUUGGUUCGGUAUAGCUGCCCCGCAAAUCACGCCUGAACUUCAAAAUGAACUAGCGUUGAUGAAGAUGCGCUCCAUACUAGACCCAAAACAAUCAUUCAAACGUCUUGAUAAGCGUAAAACGCCAACAUAUUUCGAAAUCGGCAAGGUAAUCAAUUCCCCGUUGGAUCACUUCAACGAACGAGGCGUCAAGAAGAUCAAGUCGAAAUCACUUGUCUAUGAACUGUUGGCGGAUGCAGAGUUCCACAAGUACAACAAGCGCAAAUACGCCGAAUCGCUGGAAAAGCAGAAGAAAAAGGCCUAUCAUAAGGCAGUGAUGAAGAUGAAGAAGGAAAAAAAACAGAGCAAGAAAAAAUAAAGUAUUUUAUGGUUUCUGUUUAAUAGC
Anopheles moucheti is the source of this 944-nucleotide messenger RNA. RefSeq names its product deoxynucleotidyltransferase terminal-interacting protein 2. Gene Ontology annotation, biological process: RNA processing. The record is from RefSeq and is a predicted model, not a curated record. The coding region runs from base 72 to 917 and encodes 281 amino acids. The transcript has 3 exons. Gene Ontology annotation, cellular component: nucleolus. Gene Ontology annotation, molecular function: RNA binding. Lineage: Eukaryota; Metazoa; Arthropoda; Insecta; Diptera; Culicidae.